AUGGGCAAACUUGAGAAAGAGGAUAUUCGGGUGAAGGAGUACUUGGAUUCAGUGGGAAGGGCAAAGUGGGCUAGGCUUUAUUGUCCAGUUAACCGAGCAUGGACAUUAACAUCAAAUAUUGCUGAGUCCAUUAAUGCAGAGGAACUCGUAUCUGCUAGAGAAUUACCAAUAUAUGAUUUUACGGAGGAAGUUAGGUUGAUGUAUGGACGAUGGAAUUGCACAAACCGACAAAAUGGUUCAUAUACAUUCACAACGCUUGGGAAAAAAUUUCAAGAAUUGUUGUCCAUUAAUGAGUAUAAAUCUACGUGCAUGAAGGUAAUUGCAUCAACAGAAUACUUGCACACGGUAAUUGAUGAAGGGAGGAGUUUCACUGCGUGUAUUGAAAAGAAAACUUGCAGUUGCAAAAUGUUCCAAGUCGAUGAGAUGCCGGCUAUAACUUUGGCUGUUCUUAAGAUGAAAAAUCUCCUUCACUCAAACUUGUACAAACCGGUGUGA
Lycium ferocissimum is the source of this 495-nucleotide messenger RNA. RefSeq lists its product as uncharacterized. NCBI's taxonomy places the organism in Eukaryota, Viridiplantae, Streptophyta, Magnoliopsida, Solanales, Solanaceae. The record is from RefSeq and is a predicted model, not a curated record. Bases 1 to 495 code for a protein of 164 amino acids. The transcript is spliced from 2 exons.